CAUAUAAAACCAUCACAAACCUUCUCAGAAUAACUCACUUAUUUUCAAAGUCAAAAAAAAAAAAAAACUCUUUUUUCUCUCUUUAUCACCACCGUCAACCACCGUAUAUGGCGCUUGUCCACCGCCGCAACAGCCCUAAACUCCGGCUACCAGAAAUCUCCGACCACCGUCCUCGUUUCCCUGUCCCUCUUCCUGCCAACAUCUACAAACAACCCUCCACUUCAGCCACCACCGCCUCCGUUGCCGGUGGUGACAAUAUUAGUGCCGGUGACUUUGAAAAACUCUCCGUUCUCGGUCAUGGCAACGGCGGCACCGUUUACAAAGUCCGUCACAAACUCACCUCCAUCAUAUACGCUCUCAAAAUCAACCAUUAUGACUCUGACCCCACCACGCGCCGCCGUGCACUCACCGAAGUAAACAUCCUCCGUCGCGCAACGGAUUGCACCAACGUCGUGAAAUACCACGGCUCCUUCGAGAAACCCACUGGCGACGUUUGCAUUUUGAUGGAAUACAUGGACUCCGGCAGCCUUGAAACUGCCCUCAAAACAACCGGCACAUUCUCCGAAUCAAAGCUCUCAACGGUGGCGCGUGACAUUUUAAACGGUCUCACGUACCUUCACGCGCGUAACAUAGCGCAUCGUGACAUAAAACCUUCGAACAUCCUCGUAAACAUCAAAAACGAGGUUAAAAUUGCUGAUUUUGGUGUCAGUAAAUUUAUGGGUCGCACGCUUGAAGCAUGUAACUCUUAUGUUGGCACGUGUGCUUAUAUGAGUCCUGAAAGAUUUGACCCAGAAGUUUAUGGAGGGAAUUAUAACGGUUUUUCAGCUGAUAUAUGGAGUUUAGGUUUAACCCUAUUUGAACUUUAUGUAGGUUAUUUUCCAUUUCUUCAAUCGGGUCAACGACCCGAUUGGGCUUCGCUUAUGUGCGCGAUUUGCUUCUCUGAUCCGCCAAGCCUCCCUGAGACUGCUUCGUCAGAGUUUAGAAACUUUGUCGAAUGUUGUCUUAAGAAGGAGUCUGGUGAACGGUGGUCGGCGGCUCAGUUGUUGACCCACCCAUUUUUAUGUAAAGAUAUGGAAAGUUAACCCAGAUUUUUUUUCAAUCGGGUCUAGACUCUAGUACUGUGUAAUAUUGGAUAGUGUUAGUUAUUUAGUUAGAUUAGGUUUUUUUAUUAGUAAAUGUAUAUUCUUCCUUCAGAUUCUAUUUUUUUCUUUGGGACUUAGGAAAAUGAUUCCACCUUUGAACAUUAUUAUUCUCUCUGGUUUUAAGGGAAAUUCAAAAUUCAGUUAAAAGCAAAAAAUUGCUGCUGAAUAAAGUGAAUUAUUCAUUUUCAA
Messenger RNA from Medicago truncatula (barrel medic), 1331 nucleotides. Its product is annotated as mitogen-activated protein kinase kinase 9. Gene Ontology annotation, biological process: MAPK cascade; protein phosphorylation. NCBI's taxonomy places the organism in Eukaryota, Viridiplantae, Streptophyta, Magnoliopsida, Fabales, Fabaceae. The transcript has a single exon. Gene Ontology annotation, molecular function: ATP binding; MAP kinase kinase activity. The record is from RefSeq and is a predicted model, not a curated record. The coding region runs from base 108 to 1082 and encodes 324 amino acids.